GCAGCAAUACACCAACGUGUGUCUACUCUGCCGGAAAUAAACCAAAGAAGAAGCAUUUCUGGGGCGGGGCGCGAGUUUGACUCCGUACAUCACAACAGAAGAGCUGAAGACUAAUGACUGGGUUUAGUUUAAAGCUAUUAAAUUCAUUUUUUGUGUAGUCUUUUUUCACGCCAUUACUGGCUAUCCAAGUCCGUGUCGUAGCUAUUUGAGUUCAAUACAUUACAUCGUUUCUCAAGCAAUUGUGUUUGUUUUUGUUACGUUUGCUUGUGUUGAAUGCUAAUAGUAGCUAGCUAAGUGUGUCAGAACCAUAGGUUAGAACCGUUAUAACGCUAACUUUAGCCUCUGCAUCAACGUGAGAACUCUGACAGGAUGGCCUCAUCGGAGACAGACAGUGGGUGUCCCGGUGUUGAAGAAGGAGAGUCUUUUGUAAAACUGUGCGUGUUGGAGGGCUUCAGUGAGAGCAGCGAGACCAAAGCUCUCAUUGCCAGCCUGCCUGAGGUCCACGGGGACAGGGUGACAAGCGAGCGCGCCACAGAGAAGUUCUUAGUGACAAUGGACAGAUACCAAGAGCAGCCUCAUCUCCUGGACCCUCACUUGGAAUGGAUGGUUAACAUGAUGCUGGAGUUUGUGAGGAGUGAUACGUCCCCGCCUUCAUUAGUUCAUUUGAGUUUCAAGUUUCUCUACAUCAUCUGUAAGGUCAGAGGCUAUAAAAUCUUCAUGCAGCUUUUGCCCCAUGAAGUGGCAGAUGUCCAUCCAGUACUGGACCUGCUGUCCAGGCAGGAUCCCAAAGACACUGGGACUUGGGAAACUCGCUACAUGUUGUUGUUGUGGCUUUCCAUGACCUGCCUCAUACCCUUUGACCUUUGUCGUCUGGAUGGUCACCUGGAUUCAGACGGCGGCAAGGCCAAAGAGUCCACCAUGGACCGUAUUCUAGCUAUUGCAAAGUCCUAUCUCCUGGUCUCUGACAGCUCCAGAGAUGCAGCGUGUGUACUAGUAUCAAAGUUCAUCACACGCCCUGAUGUCAAAAUGAAGCGCCUUGGAGACUUUUUGGACUAUAGCCUGACCACCAUAACCCAAACGAAUGACCUGUCACCGUUAGACGUUGGGAUGCUGGAUGGUGCCCUGCAGUCUCUGGGGAAGCUUUUCAAACAUGGAAAAAGAGAUGACCUCCUGCAGUAUGGUAGGUUUUCUUUCCCCUGUUAA
Molecule: messenger RNA, 1203 nt
Organism: Notothenia coriiceps (black rockcod)
Lineage: Eukaryota; Metazoa; Chordata; Actinopteri; Perciformes; Nototheniidae
Product: tubulin-specific chaperone D-like
Exons: 8
Coding region: 370-1203 (277 amino acids)
Biological process (GO): adherens junction assembly; tubulin complex assembly; microtubule cytoskeleton organization
Cellular component (GO): lateral plasma membrane
Molecular function (GO): GTPase activator activity; beta-tubulin binding
Source: RefSeq, a predicted model, not a curated record